AUGUCUGCUGUCGUGUUUCUCCUCGUAUGUUUCCUGUCCUGUUCUGUCUCUGAAGAGCAAACAGUGAAGUCUGGAGAUGAUGUCACUCUUCAGUGUCAGAGUCCCAAAGAUGAAGCCAUCAGAUUAUUACAGUGGAUCAGACCUGACCUGAAGACAGAUGGAUACGUCUUCUUCUUCAGAGACGGCCAACCAAUUGAAUCCUUCCAGCAUCUAUCUUUUUGUGGUCGAGUGCAGCUGAAGGAUCCACAGAUGAAGAACGGAGACGUUUCAGUGACUCUGAAGAACGCCAACACCAAGGAUACUGGAACAUACGAGUGUCGAGUUUCAGUGAACAACAACAAGUCUGAACUCAAGAACACCAUCAACCUGAAGGUUGAAGACUCAGGUCAAACAUCUGGAAACAUUCAGACUAAAGGCAAUGUUGGAUUAAAAAUUGAACCGUCUGUUGCAGUUGUGGUUCUUCUUGUUGCUGCUGCUGUUGAAAAUUCAAUCAUUUAA
Molecule: messenger RNA, 498 nt
Organism: Scomber japonicus (chub mackerel)
Lineage: Eukaryota; Metazoa; Chordata; Actinopteri; Scombriformes; Scombridae
Product: sodium channel subunit beta-3-like
Exons: 3
Coding region: 1-498 (165 amino acids)
Biological process (GO): immune response; T cell costimulation; positive regulation of T cell proliferation
Cellular component (GO): external side of plasma membrane
Source: RefSeq, a predicted model, not a curated record